AACAAGUUCGUCAGAGUGUCAAAGCUGCAUCACAUACAAUGUCGCGUCACCAAGUCUACGUCGCUUCAGCAGUGUUGCUCGCAGUGCUCGUCGUGCGUGUGCCGGGUUCUACCGUCGAACAGUCGUCAAAUCCGUCUGGUUUCGUUAGAUCAGAAUCAGCUGGCACCUCCGAAAAGAGGGAUCAUUAUCCUCUCGCCUGGGCUGAAAUUCCUUUCAAAAAUAUCUUGGCCAACGACCGACUUUUCGGCAAGUUCAAAGUGUGCUUUUUGACCGAGCAGACAAAGGGUUGUCCAAAAGUUAUCAUGGAUAUUACACGUUUGGCUCCGGAAGUGUUGGCGACCAAUUGUGCAAAGUGUUUACCUGCUCAUGUCGAGCGGAUAAAGGAAAUUGUCAAUUACCUUUGCGAGAAUAGGAGGGUAGACUUGGACGAAAUCAGACGAAUAAAAGAUCCUAAUGGAGCCAUGCAGAGCGCUUUCAAUAAGAAAUAUGGCAAGACUAAUUGUUAGCGAGUAUACUUACGUCGUUUCGACGUAGCUUUGGUUUACGCGGGUCUACAUUUGUUAUUUUAUGAAUACGUCAUGUCCUUGACAAUUCCAGUAUUGUUGUCUAAUAAAGUACCACCUGGAGAUAA
Phymastichus coffea is the source of this 631-nucleotide messenger RNA. Its product is annotated as ejaculatory bulb-specific protein 3-like. The transcript is spliced from 2 exons. The record is from RefSeq and is a predicted model, not a curated record. Bases 39 to 506 code for a protein of 155 amino acids. Lineage: Eukaryota; Metazoa; Arthropoda; Insecta; Hymenoptera; Eulophidae.